CUCGCAAACACGCACGUGGUAGACGUAGCCGACGCAUAGCCAGUCCUAGGACAUCGCGACAGCGUUGCGUGCUAGACUAGCACCAGUUCGCUGGCGCAACCGGUCCUACCAACACCAACUCAAGAGCUAGCUGAUUAACCCCUGCAUGCUGCCACGCGCUGUGCAAGCGGUGACGCGGCGGACGAGUAGAACCCUCCUCUUUGUAGCCACCGCACGAGCCAUGUCGACGAAGGCCGACCUGAGAUAUGUGUCCAAGCCCGCGUCGGACGCCGCAAACCAGGCUAGUAACCCGGCCAAGUACCCGAGGCAGCUCUACCCCGAGAUCGAGGCUCAUGACUCCGGCAUGCUUAGUGUCGGCGACGGCCACUCGCUCUACUACGACGUGAGCGGCAAUCCCGACGGCGUGCCGUGCAUCUUCUUGCAUGGUGGUCCCGGUGGAGGCAUUUCUCCUCGCUCUAGACGCUUCUUCGAUCCGGCCUUUUUUAGAAUUGUCAUUUUUGAUCAAAGGGGCUCGGGCAAGAGCCAGCCCAACGCCGCCGAGGAUUUACAAGGGAGUCUGAUUGAAAAUAACACUCCUAAAUUAGUAGAGGACAUCGAGAAGCUGCGGGAGCAUUUGAAGGUGGACAAGUGGGGGAUGGUCCUCGGCGGGUCCUGGGGCUCGACUUUGGCAUUAGCGUACGCCGAGGCCCACCCGGCGAAGGUGCGCACGCUACUAUUGCGGGGCGUCUUCUUGUUCGAGCCCGAAGAAGUAGAUUAUCUGUUCGCCAAGGGCGGCACGCAGGGCCAGCACCCCGCGGCCUGGGCGGCCUACUGCAACUACAUCCGCGACACGUCCGACGAUUUUGAGUCAGAGCGCCAGAAUUUAUUAGGAGCCUACUGGAAGCGCCUCACGUCCGACGACGCGGCCACGCGCCUCGCCGCCGCGAGCGCCUUCGUGGGCUACGAGCUGUCCAUCUCCAAGACCUUCGUGGAAGACAAGAUCAUCCGCGAGUGCCUCGAGACGCCGUCGCAAUUGGUACCCUUCGCGGUCAUGGAGGUGUCCUACAUGCUGAACGCGGGCUUCAUGUCGCGGGGGCAAUUGAUCGCCGAGGUCGGCAAGCUCUCUUCCUUAGAACGGGUGUGCAUCAGCCACGGGCGCUCGGACUUCGUCUGCCAGCCCGUCUCCGCGUAUCGGCUGAGCGAAGCCUUGGGCAAGCUCAAGGUCCCGGUCGACCUGGACUUCGUCGCCGCGGCGGGCCACAGCGACACGGAGCCGGGGCUCGUGUCGUCGAUGAUUACUCAUAGCGAUGCGAUCCGCGACCUGCUGGCGAAGUGAGUGGUCGCGUCGACGGCGUAUGGGGGCCUAUAAUACAAAGUCUAGUUAAGUC
Messenger RNA from Pelagomonas calceolata, 1367 nucleotides. The record is from the annotation of a GenBank genome assembly. Lineage: Eukaryota; Pelagophyceae; Pelagomonadales; Pelagomonadaceae.